UAUACAAAUUUAAAACUUUUGUCAGAUGGUCUUCUACUAAAUUAAUAUGAAUUCUACAGAAUCUAGUGAUGAACUGGAAGUAGCAGGUGACUCUGCAACAGUUUUUAUCAGGUUAUCUGAAAUGGUUCGGAACCAGUACUUAAACUUUCUGGAACAACAGUUAAUUGCAAAUGCAAAAAUGUGGCGAGUCUCACACGACUUAACGCUCAACGAGACUAAAUUUAAGGAACAUAUACAUAACUGUGCAGAAUUGUUGGAAAAAAAAGCUAUUAAAUCAUGCAUGAUGACACAAAUCUACCAAAGGAAAAUGCUGAAAAUAAUAGCAGAAGUGCGUCGAUCAACACAGCAGUGCCGUUUGGAGAAAACGUUACAAUCUGAAAUUGAAAAUAUAGGAAAUAUAAAAUUUGUAAAUACCGGCACACAGACUGAAAAUUUCAAUAUUGAAAAUUACGAUUUGGAGACAAUUCAUUCACCUGAUAAAUUAAAUACGUUAAACUCACUCUGCGAAAACAAGCAGAUAUAUGAAUAUGGUGAUAGCAAUGAAAUAUAUAAAAGAAAAAGAUUAAAACUAUUUAAAAAUUCUAACGUUAAAUCACGGAUAAAAUAUAAAAAAUUUCGGAGCAAUUUAAAGGCAGAUGCAACUACAAAUUUAGCAUAUUCCAAAAGUAUAAAUCCUGAAGCGUCUUGCAACUUAAAUAAGUCCGAAAUUGAGGUAGAUGAAAUUGAUGCAGAACUAUCUAAACUAUUUUAUGAAGAUGCUACAGAAUUUGAUCAGUUAUUUGGUAUUCAUCCAAACGUUGAAGUAGACCCACUUGUUAGUAAUAUACUUAAUGAAAUUGAAAAUUCCAAAUUACCGAAUAUAGAAGAUAGUAAUAGUAAAAGUGAUAUCUCGCCAACAUAUAUUGAAACCAAUAUGGAAUCUAAUUAUGCUGUAUCAAUAAGUGAAUCAAAUAAACGGCUAGCAUUAAAUCAAGAGAUGGCAAAAGAUUUAAGUCAAAGUCCUUGGCCUUGUGAACUGUUUAUGCAAAGACUUCGUUUACAUGAAUGUCUUAAUCGACUAAUUGAUAAAGAUCUUCGUUGGCAUGACUUAAUAAAAUGUAAAUUUAGAUCUUUGUUUGGAGAAGACAGCGAUGAUGAAUUUACAGUACAUAGUCCUUCAAUAGAAUUAGAUGAUGUUUUGAUUAAUAGCUGCAUACUACGAAUUUCUGGUUGGAUCGUACAACAUUUAAUGAAGCCAUAUAAAGAUGGUUUAAUAGCUAAUCGUUUUCUAUUUAAGAAAUUAGCUAAAAAAAUUGCAAAAAGUAUAAUCAUGGAAAAUCAAUAUCCUAGUGAGCAAUUUGUUAAGGAAGUUAUUGAAAAUUUCUUCUGCGAAUAUGUGAAAGUGACAUCAAUUGAUUUUUUAAAUAAUAUGGAAGUGCGAAUUUACCCCAUUGAUGAGUAAUUAAUAUAAUUGUAUUGGUAUUAUUAUAUUGUUUGCGCUGGUAUUAAUUUAUUUAACUUUUUUAUAUAUUUGUUCAAUGUUCCAAUUUAUGAACUAGAACAAGUUCGGGUUAAAUGGUUGUUAUAAAGUAUAGUGCAAAUACAAUAGUUUCUAAGUCACGCUUUAGUACGCUUUAUAGAUUUCUCACCUGAUAAAAUUUUCCUGAUAGGUAUACAUAUAUAUUAUUAUAUAUUAAAUGAUCUCCAAUCCUUUUAAAAACAUACAUAAAUUAAUUUAAAUUGUGCGAAUAAUACAUUUCGACAUACAUAAGUAAACAUAAGUUUACUCUGUCAUGUAGAGAGUACUGCAUAGUCAAACUGUCUUUGAUGUAUGAAUAUAAAAUCAAGUCUAUAAUAAUAAUUAAGUAUUAACAACAUUAGGAACUAGAUGACACUAGAUGACGUGCUAUCACUGUACCAGUAGAUGGCACGCUACUGAACUUAACUAAAUGUAAAAUGACUAUAUGAAAUCAGCUUCGGAUAAGCUACCUGUAGUUUUUAACUAUAUUCUACGCAUACGCCCAAACAAAUUCAAUUUGAAGUCCGAUUGUAGAAAAAUGAACAUAAUAAAAGAAAAAAUUCAUUCUUAGAAAA
This is a messenger RNA of Teleopsis dalmanni, 2073 nucleotides long. RefSeq lists its product as uncharacterized. Lineage: Eukaryota; Metazoa; Arthropoda; Insecta; Diptera; Diopsidae. The transcript has 4 exons. Bases 47 to 1441 code for a protein of 464 amino acids. The record is from RefSeq and is a predicted model, not a curated record.